AUGUCCUUUCUCAUCACAAACAUCCUUUUCCUCCUGCUGAGUUUCGUCUCAUCAUUGGACUUACGAGGAUGCAACCGACCAUUAGGAAUGAGUUCAGGAGCCAUAUUAGAUACACAGAUCACUGCUUCAUCAUCAUUUGAUACAGAAAGUACAGGACCACAACAUUCUCGUUUGCGUUUACAUACGGGAAGUGGAGCUUGGUGUCCUUUGAAUCAAAUCAAUUCAACAACGAAAGAAUGGAUUGAAAUCAAUUUCAACCAAGAUAUGAUCAUAUCAGCCAUUGAAACAGAAGGACGAUACGAUAAUGGCAGAGGAAUGGAAUAUGCCAAAGCUUAUUCCAUCGAGUAUUUCAGAAAUACAUUAGAGAACUGGGCAUUAUAUAGAGGAAAUAAUGGAAAUCAUAUCAUUCCGGGAAACACAGAUACUCGUACAGGAGUUUUAAGAAUUCUGAAUGGGACCAUUAUAGCUCGUAAAAUACGAAUAAUCCCAGUAUCCAAUUCAACUCGAACCGUCUGUUUGAGGUUUGAGGUUUAUGGAUGUCCAUAUAGAGAUAUCGUAGAGAGCUAUUCAAUUCCCAUUGGAUCCUUCUCUGAUGGUUUAAUGUUAUUAGACAACACCUAUGAUGGACGUUUUGAUAAAAAAAUGCAGAAGGGUGGCUUAGGAAAGUUAUUUGAUGGAUUUAUUGGUCACGACGAUUUUGAACAUCAUCCUGACAAAUGGAUUGGUUGGCAUAAAGAUGCUGAGAUUGACUUCAUUCCACUUUUCUUCACGUUCUCUGGAAGACAGAAUAUUUCAUCGAUUCUUAUACAUACGAACAAUCAAUUCAAUCAGCUGGCACCAGCUUUCUCAUCAGCUUUCAUCUCUUUCUCACUGGAUGGACAUAACUUCUCCAGAAGAGCUGUUCACUUUCAAUACAAAAAAGAUAAUAAGUUUGAAAACUCCCGAUGGAUCAGAAUUCCAAUCCCUGAUAGAAUAGCCAAAGCUGUAGAGAUCAAAUUGUACUUCCAAGAGGAAGCCACUUGGUUAUUGAUAUCAGAAGUUAAAUUCGAGACGAAUCGAAUAAUCUUUGAAAUACCCGAGGAAGAAUCUCAUGAAGACUUUGUCCUUCACCAUGUAGCUGAGAAUGAACAGAGCGAAAUGUUCAACUUCCAUCCUUACUUGCUCUCUCUGAUCGUCUUCUCCAUGAUUAUCUUAGCUUGUGGAUUCUUCGCUAUGAAACGUAGAGAUCGUAGAGUUAAAGCUUCAUCUCCGGCCCCAACUCUUUACAACCGCCGUAAAAUGGACACCCUCAUUAGUUAUAACGGGACUAGAACAAUGACUACAACGCUGUCCGGGUAUGAAAUGACAAGAGAGAGUAUGCCUACCUUACUUGAAAAGUAUCCUAUUCUUGAUUCCAUCGAAUCUGAGUAUGCCGAGCCAGAGAUGUGCUCUGAUAAUAUCUACAACCCUCUUCUAUCGUCAUUCUACACAUCUGAUGAAACUUUACCAAUGGAUUAUAAGAAACGCAAUCCUUUAUCUUCUCUCGUAAAGUAUUCUGACUAUGGAGAGGUUUAUACAACAACUCUACCAGAGAUCGAUAGGAAUAAAUUGGAGUUCGUUGAUAAAGUUGGACAAGGAGAAUUUGGUGAAGUACAUUUGUGCCGUCUGGAGAACAGACUGGUGGCUGUCAAACGUUUGCACAGUACGUCUGAGGAAGACGAAAUGGCUUUCCAAAGAGAAAUCCGUGUUCUAGGAGCGUUGAAACACCCAAACGUGGUAGAGGUUAUAGCAGUUUCCACUAUUAACAAACCAAUUCUUUGUGUUAUGGAAUAUAUGCCUAGAGGAGAUUUGAAAUCAUAUUUCAGUACUUUGCCCCAAAUUACCUCUGCCAAUUGUCUUUCCGUAUGUACUCAGUUAGCUGCAGGUUUAGCUUAUUUGGAAUCUUGUAACUUUGUCCAUAGGGAUGUUGCGGCUCGUAAUUGUCUUGUUGAUGAUGAAGGCAAUGUUAAGAUUGCUGACUUCGGAAUGGCUCGUUCUCUAUACUCAUCUGAGUAUUAUAAAGUAGGAGGAGGCAACUUCGUACUUCCAGUUCGUUGGAUGUCACCAGAAGCUCUAUUUAUGGGAAAGUUUUCCACAGCUUCUGACGUUUGGUCAUUUGGAAUCACCAUGUGGGAGAUUUUCAAUAAAUGUCAACUUCGACCAUACAGUGAUUUGCCAGACGACAAAGUCGUCGCAAAUCUUCAGAACAUAUGCGGUACUGGAAAAAUAGAGAGUUCAUUACCAUGUCCUUCCCUCUGUGCUUCUAUCCUCUAUCAUCAACUGAUUCUCAGAUGUUUGCAUCCAUCCGCUACAACAAGACCGACAUUCGGAUUGAUUCACUUGAAUUUGCAAUCUUUCAUUCACUCAAACAAAAUUAAUUUAUAG
Molecule: messenger RNA, 2403 nt
Organism: Auanema sp. JU1783
Lineage: Eukaryota; Metazoa; Nematoda; Chromadorea; Rhabditida; Rhabditidae
Source: the annotation of a GenBank genome assembly